Messenger RNA from Chenopodium quinoa (quinoa), 879 nucleotides. RefSeq lists its product as uncharacterized. The transcript has a single exon. The coding region runs from base 1 to 879 and encodes 292 amino acids. Gene Ontology annotation, molecular function: protein heterodimerization activity. NCBI's taxonomy places the organism in Eukaryota, Viridiplantae, Streptophyta, Magnoliopsida, Caryophyllales, Amaranthaceae. The record is from RefSeq and is a predicted model, not a curated record. Gene Ontology annotation, cellular component: transcription factor TFIID complex.
AUGGCCGCCAACCCUCUCCGGCGAGCCUCCUUCCCCGAACUCCCUUCACCGACCACCGUCAAACCCCCAACCACCCCCACCGCCCUUACCCCGUCAGAAUUCCACCACACCAUCGCCAAACUCGCCGUCGCACAAAUCCUCCGAUCAACCGGCUUCAAACACUCCAAAUCCUCCGCUCUCAACACCCUUGCUCGCAUCACCACCCUCUUCCUCCAAUCACUCGCUACUCACGCCGCCAACCACGCCGCCUUCUCCUGCAACCGUACUCAAUGCAACAUCUUCGACCUCAUUCACGCCAUUGAACACCUCUCUCUCUCCUUCGGCUUCCCUGGUGCUUCCGGUAUUAACCAACCCCUUCUUGGGUCUAAAACCCUUAAUCACCUCCGUUACUUUAUCGACGCCAUUGAUGAAAACCCCCCUUUUCGUCGUAGAAUCCCUCGCCGAGGAAUUAGCUCUGAUUCAUCAGUGUUUUUUUCUGGGAAUGUUGAUUUUUCAAAGGGGAAAUGUAGAGGUCCUGAGAUUCCGAGAUGGUUGCCGGAGUUUCCGGUGGUUGAAAGCGUUGAUGAUGGUGGGGUGAAUAGUGGGAAUAAGGAGGUUUUGUGGGAAGAUAGAAGGUUUGAGUUUCGUCCAUUAAUGGCGGCGAAGGUUGGGAAGAGUAAUAAGGAGUUUGUGUUGCAGGGUAGGAGAGAGAGAGUUAAAUUCAGGUUGGGAGGAAAGAGGAGGAAUGUGAAAGUAGGUGGUUUGGAUGAUUUGGAGUUGCGAAAUGGGGUUUGUAGAGGAGGUAAAAGGGUGUGUUUGAUCAAAAGGGUUGGUAAUAAUUGUAGGAUUUUCGAUGAUGAAGACGAUGAUGAUGAAAAGGGUUUCAAUAUUGGAUUGUGA